AUGGAUUCUAACACUGCGGGCUUUCUGGAUAUCAGCAGAACCUCAGGGGACCAGUCAUCUCAGAAUGCACAAACCGCAAAUGGGACCUUGAUGCAGGAGUUACUUGGUGGCAUUAAUGGCUCUCCUGCAGCUGGAGUCGGAGAUGGUAUCCAUGGCUUUCCUGUCAAUACAAACAAUGUUAAUACCGGAGCAUAUCAGCCGUUCAUGUCAAGUCUCAAUCAUGGCAAUGCGACUGCCCAGAUGCCGUUUUCACCUAGCACCUACUAUUCUGUAUAUGGUAUGGGAAAUGCCAUGCCUAGCGUCAUGUUGCCACAUGCAUCACCUAAUACGAUGGGAAUUCCAACGGUCAAUCCCAUGGUCGCAACAAGUUUCCCACCCAACAUGCCAACAUCCAUCAAACCAACCAGCCCAGCUACUACAUCUGCAACUGAUUCGCAUGACUGGGCACUUAUCUUUAAGGAUCCAGCUGUCUCCACUUUGCUUUGGGAAAUGAUUAAAGAGGGCAUCCAGGAUGAGCUGGGAAAGAUCAAAACCAGUGGUGGAAUGGCAACAUCCGCACGGAAGCAGCGAGACAGGGACAUGGAGGAGGAGGUACAGACCACUAUGCUUGGCCUUCUGGGAAUUACGAAAAAUGGCCGACAGGCAUUUACACUUCCGGAUCCUCUUCCCAUGGAUGCACCAUGCCAAGUUGACAAGCAUGGCAAGGUAUCACACAAUCCAGACUGGACAGCGAAGGUCCAGGCACCUGUUAACAUUGAGUUUCGGGCCAUCGCCACACAACUGAUCAUGCAAAACAAGAAAUUACCUGACGAGGCCAAGCCGGAUAUUGAAAACCAUAUGUGUGGCUAUUUUGAACGUCUUAAGGAAGUGUAUGCACAACAAACCAAUGAUGAUGCACGAAGCAAGGGAAGCAAUAGAACAACCAACACCAGGUGCUGCAAGUGGAAGAAAGGAAAGGCAACCACACUGCGAGAGGCCAUACCAAAGCUGAAGGAGAAGUACGGUUCAGCAGUGGAUGGAAUUGAGCAUGCUGUUCUCACAGACUAUUUGUCUGAGGAAUUGACUGACACGGAAAGCUCUUGGUGGAAUAAGCAUAUGACAUUGCGAAGACUCUCCACUGAAGAUGGAGGUUCGCACGUGCAUACACGUAUUUUCAAUGAUCAGGAUGAGGACAUUGAUAUCCAGCCACCAAACUUCACAUAUAAGGCAUGGGUUAGUAAGUCGUGGUUUCAGUGUGAUAGACGUGAGAUCAUCCUCAAGGACAACACUGAGGAUAUGCCAAUCCUGUCCUUCCAUGUUCCCGAUGAUGAUUUAGAUGGGGAAGACAUUGAAUGUUUCGCAGAUGAUGAAGCAGAUGAUAUAGAUUAG
Messenger RNA from Desarmillaria tabescens, 1368 nucleotides. RefSeq lists its product as uncharacterized. Lineage: Eukaryota; Fungi; Basidiomycota; Agaricomycetes; Agaricales; Physalacriaceae. The record is from RefSeq and is a predicted model, not a curated record. The transcript has 9 exons. Bases 1 to 1368 code for a protein of 455 amino acids.